This is a messenger RNA of Hyaena hyaena (striped hyena), 1600 nucleotides long. RefSeq names its product coactosin like F-actin binding protein 1 (gene COTL1). Bases 121 to 549 code for a protein of 142 amino acids. NCBI's taxonomy places the organism in Eukaryota, Metazoa, Chordata, Mammalia, Carnivora, Hyaenidae. The record is from RefSeq and is a predicted model, not a curated record. Gene Ontology annotation, biological process: regulation of actin filament polymerization. The transcript is spliced from 4 exons. Gene Ontology annotation, cellular component: actin filament; site of polarized growth; plasma membrane. Gene Ontology annotation, molecular function: actin filament binding.
CGCCGCCGCCGCCGCCGCCGCCCGCCCUCCGCGCGUCCCCGCCGCGCUCCGAUCCCUGCGGCCGGCGCGGGGCGCGCUCGGUCGCUCCGGGCAGAGUGUCCCCGCUGCGGCCCUGCGGCGAUGGCCACCAAGAUCGACAAAGAGGCUUGCCGGGCGGCGUACAACCUGGUGCGCGACGACUGCUCGGCCGUCAUCUGGGUGACUUUUAAAUACGACGGCUCCACCAUUGUCCCCGGCGAGCAGGGCGCAGAGUAUCAGGACUUCAUCCAGCAGUGCACAGAUGACGUCCGGUUGUUCGCCUUCGUGCGCUUCACCACCGGGGACGCCAUGAGCAAGCGGUCCAAGUUUGCCCUCAUCACGUGGAUCGGCGAGAAUGUCAGCGGGCUGCAGCGAGCCAAAACCGGCACGGACAAGACGCUGGUGAAGGAGGUGGUGCAGAAUUUUGCUAAAGAGUUUGUGAUCAGCGAUCGCAAGGAGCUGGAGGAAGAUUUCAUCAAGAGCGAGCUCAAGAAGGCGGGAGGAGCCAAUUACGACGCCCAGACGGAGUAACCCCAGCCCUUCCCCUGCCCCUUGCGAAGCCAUCCGCCUGCCCCCCGGGGGAGGGGCCGCGGCCUCAGCCACCAGCCCACCAGCCACCAGGGGCAGGGCUUGCAGUGCGAGGCCCGUGCCGCCCUGCCUGCAGCCUGCGCCCCUUCCCCGCUUCCCCCCCCCCCAGCCCGCUGCGCCCCAUCUGUCUCCUGACGCUCAUGGAACGUCUUUCUUUCAUCUCCUCCCCACCCCCCCUUGUUCUAAGGAAAACUCAUUUUGACGCCAGGGCCACGCACAUCGUCAGAUCUGAGGCUGCCCCUUGCGGUGACCCCCUUUCCUGGCCUGGCCUCUCCGCCGCCCCCUCGCGCUGCUUGGGGGGCGGCCGCCCGCCCCGGUGCCCCGUGCGCCCCUCGGGGGCGGGGCCGCCUUGCCGGCACCCACGUUGGUCCCGUGCGUCAGGCUGGGACCCCCCAGCGCGUGCCCCGGGGGUCCCUCACCCCUCCAUGCAGAGCUGCCUAAGCUACCCGCGCUGGGCAGGGAGACCUCCAAGCCUGCCUCCCACCCAAGAGAAGAGGGAAACUUUGCCUUAACGGUUGCCCAGCAACGGCUCGCUCUGCCCCUUUGGCUCGGAGCCCACUGCGCAGGCGCGGGGCGGGGGCCGAGGUUCAAGUGCAGCUGGGACGGGUGUCUCUCAGGGUUCGCUUCGGCGGCUCCCGGAGUGAUGGGGACGCUGGCGAGGGAGCCCGGGGCGCGGAGCGGGAAUCCGGGUCGCACUGGGGGCCGAUGCCUCGCUUUCGGGGGUGGGGGCCGCCGCGCCGCCGGUGGGACGGACCACUGCCGCGUGGCUCUAGAAAGCUAGUGGUGUUCCUCCCAGGUCUACACCACGCGUUCAAACAGAUGUUUUGUUUUCAGAGGAAGAGGAGAUUGGCUUGGUUCUCAUGAGCAGUAUUCUGUUUCUUUUUUCCUUGCUCAUUUCACUUGGGGGUAGGAAGUCUGUGCUGCAGGGGGCUGCGAACGUCUGCCCUCGGACAGUUUACAGAAAUAAAUGUGGUUUUUUGUUUUUCAAAAAAAA